This is a messenger RNA of Symbiodinium sp. CCMP2456, 777 nucleotides long. NCBI's taxonomy places the organism in Eukaryota, Dinophyceae, Suessiales, Symbiodiniaceae. The record is from the annotation of a GenBank genome assembly.
GACGCGAAGAAGCCCUUCCACGGCCUCUUCCUCGAAGAGUGCAGCAGAGGCUGUCCAGUCGACAGGUGGCUUAAUGUGGUUUUCGGGUCUGGCGGGGGCGCCACCUUGCAGGCCAUAGACCUCGGCUGCUUCUGCGUGAGCACCGCCGAGAAAGAAGGAGACUUGUCACGUGUGGUUCCGAUGGCACCGUAUUCACGGAAUGCCGAUUUUGAUUUGUUUGCUGGUGCAGGCCCUUUGCAGCUGCUUGAUAUGGCAAGCCCCUGUCGUAGCCGCUGCAACUGGACUGACACCAACGUUACUGAGGAGUUCUGCACCACCUGCACGACGAAGAGGAGGCAGGAUGUGCGUCAGACUGCCAGGCAUGAUGAGCGGCGAAGACGCUCAGAGCAGCGUCGUGGGACGGACACUAGCAGGAGGCACACCGAUGAGCGGACCCGGAGCCGCCACCACGGCCGACCGUCUGCGGAUCUCGAUGCCAGACGCGAGGAUCGGCGUGGCGAUGUGCGCGGCAGGCCCAGGCAAUCUUCCAGAACAAGGGAGGCAGACGUCUUGUCUCGGCGACGAGGAGGUGAAGGAUUUCGCGCAAGCAGCACAAACCACCACCGAGAUGUGGAAAGGAGCUCGAACUGUGUGCUGACGAAAGUUCUCCACUUGAGCGAGUUGCUGCAGAUCGCGGCGCAGAGAAAGGGAGAACGGCGCAAAGGACACGCCUGCCUCGCUUCGGGAGGUCGAGGGCGUCAUGGCCACACUUCCCGAAGAUCUGCUUGUUUUAUCUAG